AUAUAUGAAAACACACAGCUACCAGGGCUGAGAAACAGACAUCACUUAGGAGGGCUGUCAUGUUCGUGUUUGAAAACCCAGGGAUGGGAAAUAAGCCUGCCUUUUGGUGAGACAGACAUGCCCUGCCUGCAGCCAGGCCUGGUUCCCAUGUUUCUGUGGCUGUUGCUGCUGGUCCUGGCUCCCGGAGGAGAACAAUCACAAGUACCACCCAAAGCUGUACUUCUGCUCAAUCCUCCAUGGUCCACAGUCUUCAAGGGAGAAAAGAUGAUUCUCAAAUGCGUGAAUCACCAUUUGCAAUCCCAGGAAGGCGCAUCUUGGUAUCGGAACGAUAAAUUGAUUGACAAAACACCUGGAAUGAUCCUAAUCAAAACAUCUGGUUCUUACCAAUGCAAGACCCAAGGAUCCUCCUACAGUGACCCUGUACAUGUGGAAUUUUCAUCUGACUGGCUGAUCCUCCAGGUGCCAUACCCGGUCUUUGAAGGAGAUGAUAUAGAUCUGAGAUGCCAAGGGAGGAAAGAAGAGACAAUACAUAAAAAGAUUUACUACAAAGAUGGAAAACAACUUCCUGAUGGUGAUAACUCAGACUUCAUCAGAUUACAUUCAGUCCGCCAAGAUGAUAGCAAAUAUCAUUGUACUGUUUCUAAGGAAUUUUCUUGGGAUUCUUUUUGGAAAGAAACUUCAAAAUCCCUAAGUAUCCAAGUUCAAGAGCUCUUUCCACAUCCUGUGCUGAAAGCCAGUCCCUCCCAGCCCAUUGAGGGAGGCCCAUGGACUCUGACCUGUGAGACACAACUUGCUUUUCAGAGGUCACAUGUCCAGCUCCAGUUCUGCUUCUUCAGAGAUGGCCGUACCCUGGGGUCAGGCUGGAGCAGCUCCCCAGAGCUCCAGAUCCCCAUCAUGUGGAGAGAAGACUCGGGGUUCUACUGGUGUAAGGCAGAGGCAGCAACUCCUAGAAUCACGAAAAUGAGCCGGGUGUCCCGUAUGCUUGUGCAGAGAAUCCCUGUAUCUGAUGUGAAUCUAGAGAUCCAGCCCCCAGGGGGGCAGCUGAUUGAAGGAGAAAAUCUGGUCCUUAUCUGUUCAGUAGCCGCGGGCACAGGGAAUAUCACAUUCUCCUGGCACAAAGAGGGAAUAAGUCUGGGCAGAAAAACCCAGCAUUCGCUGUUGGCAGAGCUGCGAGUGCCCGCCGUGCAGAAGCGUGAUACUGGGAGGUACUACUGUGCCGCUGACAACAACCAUGUCCCCAUCCUCAGCAAACGGAUUACCGUCACCGUGAGAAGUCUUGUGUCCCAACCUGUCCUCACCCUCAGGGCUCCCAGGGCCCAGGCUGUGGUGGGGGACGUGGUGGAGCUUCACUGCGAGGCCCUGAGGGGCUCUCCCCCGAUCCUGUACCAGUUUUAUCAUGAAGACGUCACCCUGGGGAACAGCUCGGCACCUUCUGGGGGAGGAGCAUCCUUCAACCUCUCUCUGACUGCAGAACAUUCUGGAAACUACUCCUGCGAGGCCAACAAUGGCCUGGGGGCCCAGCGCAGUCACGGAGUGAGUCUCCACGUCCUAGUUCCAGUGUCCCACCCUGUCCUCACAUUCAGGAUUCCCAGGGUCCAGGCUGUGGUGGGGGACAUGGUGGGGCUUCACUGCGAGGCCCUGAGGGGCUCUCCCCCGAUCCUGUACCAGUUUUAUCAUGAGAACAUCAUCCUGGGGAACAUCUUGGCUCCCUCUGGAGGAGGAGCAUCCUUCAACCUCUCCCUGACUGCAGAACAUUCUGGAAACUACUCCUGUGACGCUAACAAUGGCCUGGGGGCUCAGCGCAGUGAGGUGGUGGCACUCCGCAUCACAGGGAAUUCCAGGAGAAGAAUUGUUCUUAUGACCACAGGAGUCACUGGGGGGUUGCUCCUCAUCCUUGUCUUUGCUGCUACUUGGCUGUAUCGCAUCAAGAGCCAAAAGAAACCAGGAAGACUUCCUGCCACGGGGACACCUAGUUACAGUCCCAGUGAAUAUCAGGAGACUUCCGAGUUUGGGCCCUCCAGCGUAGAUGCCCAGGAGCCCCCCUACUCUGAGCAAUUAGUCCAUCUGGAUCUGCAGCCAGUGUAUAGCAAUGUGAAUCCUGAAGAAAGAAACCUGAUUUAUUCUCAGAUCAGGAGCAUCCCGAAUACAAACGGCAUUUCAGCCAAUUCACCGCGGACGCCUAGGAACAGUAAGGAACCUGUGGUCAUUUAUUCAGAAUUGAAGAAGGCACAUCCGGAGGACCCUGCAGGACCGGCCAGCCGAAGAGGCAGUGACCAUGAGGACAUUACAGAAAACUAUGAGAAUGUCUCAUGGGCUCCAGCAGCCUGGGAGCACUAGCUCCUCACCCAGAGUGGCCCACAGAGAGCCCGGGGAACAGCCGUGUGCCGUGGACUAGAGAAGGAGGACCAUCUAGCCAGGGUUACAAAGGCUUUACCUAUAGAAUUGCAGUAAAUACACAGAAAUAAUUCUAAGGCUUAAGCAUUAUAACUUCUGUUUUGCAGAUGAGACAGAGGUCCAUAAAGGUUAAAUAGGCCCAGAGAGGCUAUCCCAGGUCAUAUGCAAACAAAAGCCGGAUCCAAAUGCAGGUGUGAUCAGCUCUGAAAUCUGUGCUCUUAACUACUGCCCUACCUUGUUUUCUCGUGACGAGGAUGACAAUAGAAUUCAGAAGGAUCUUACGUGAUAUGGAAGGUGAAUUACAUGCUAUUCACCAAACAGGUGGCUUAAGCAUGUAUAAGUGAUAUUCAGAAUGGACCGUAAGCCUGUAAUCCAUCCCACCACGGAGUAUUCGGCUUCUGUUCUCUCAUUGUCUUGGUUUUGCAUUGUUCAUGGGUCUUUUUUCUCUUCCCUCAGUGAUCACUCUGUGUGCAUUUUGCAUCAAAAUGUUUUUUUUUUUCCUUCUGUCAGAAUCUGAAUGUUAUUGGCAAAAUUUUCAGUCACCCUGGUUGACAGUGUUUAAUGUACUGAAUUCGUUGAUCUCCUGUCACAGGAUCAAUCAUGCGGCCUGCCUGUAGCAGCUCCGUUGUGCCACUUAACUGCAGCGCUUACAGUUUGAAGCUACUGAAGCAUCAGUGCCAACCCCAGAAUCUCAGGAAAUCCAAUGAUUCACAGAACUAGAGGGCAACCGUCGUGUUCCUCAGGAAUUUUUUUUUUUAAUUUGUUCUUUUUAGAUAUACAGGACAGUAGGGUGUAUCUUGACAUAUUCCAUUGUUUAUAUAUACCACAUCUUCUUUAUCCAUUCAUUUGUUGAAGGGCACCUUGGUUGGAUCCAUAGCUUUGCUAUUGUGAAUUGAGCUGCUUUAAACCAUUGAUGUGGCCCCUUCAGUGCAGUAUGCUGACUUUAAGUACUUUGGGUAUAAACCAAGAUGUGAAAUAACGGGUCAAAUGGUGGUUCCAUUCCAAGUUUUCUGAGGAGUCUCCAUUACUGCUUUCCAUUCACUCAGGAAUCCUGGUUACCUGAGCUGACAGUGGAGGAGAAGUUGCAAAACAUUAACUUGUAAGCUCAGAGCAGAACUUCUCAUCUGUCCCCCAGUUGGCUGAGAAACAUUGUCUAUCAUGGACUCAAAACAACAACAUGCUAUUGUGCUUAAGUUUCAGGAGAAUGGACAAAAUCACUUAAAAUUUCUUCAGAGGCAGAAAAGGAGUAACUGAAAUGGUUAGCCUUGAUCACCUGGCAUUACACUUCUUAUAGCUUUCAAAACAAUAGGCCUUAAGAAAAAGAACCUAGUGAAUUCCCUGAUGCAUGUGAAUGGAUCAAUUUAACAACAUCAUGGAUUCUGCACCACCCAUUGUUCAUCACUUUAUGUAAAUAACACAAGAGCACUUGGAAAACCUUGAAAUAGUUCAAGCAUAAAAGUCCACAGUGUAUUUCAAAUUUAUGCCUGGGGUGUCAAUAACGUAGACAAUAGAAAGAAUAACAUGCAAUCUAAUUUGAAGUUUUUAAUCUUAGCCUAAUGAAUUCAAUCAGCAACUGAAGAAAAAAAUCUAUUUUUUUUUCUUGUUAAAGAAAUGUGUAUUUUUUAUUAUGAGAGAAGGGCUUAUAUGUUUUGUUUUCAUAUUAUUAGGGGGUAAAACACAAUCCAGGACAGGGGCCUGGCCUGUAGGGGGGAUCAAAUAAUCCAGUUGGAAUCUUUGUGUGAUUGAGUUUUCUCCUAAUGCCUUUCUACUGGGGGCUCCAGGAAGGACAAAUUGUUCUGUUUGAGGGGGAAAAGACAUGUCACUAGGCGCUUGUUGUAGGAAACCUAUGAUAAAAGGAGAAAAAUUCUCCCAUUGACUUUUGAGAGAUAAAAGGUCUAGGGGAGAAAGUUAGGAGAGAGGCAGUGUGCUACGGACAUUCUCCAGGGGAACGGGUUGGUGGUGCAGGUAGCACCAAGGACAGCAGCCUUUGGAAAGGAGAGAGUUGGGGACAGGUGGUGGGGGGGCAGCUACUGUGCACAGAAUAGUUCUGAGCAUAAUGGGGAACCUCCCUACCAGAAGACCUUAUUCAGAUCCUCAAAACCAAGGCAAAUAGUGGUACCUGUACGUAGUCAGGGAGAGUCUAAGGAGUAUUAGUGGAGGAUCUAAGAGGAAAUUGUUUCCAACUAGUCAAGAAGGUGACAUUGGAGAUUUUGGUAUCAGGGGCAUUAUUAAUUUCUUUCUUUGCAUUCUAUUUAUUUUGUUUAUAAGUUUAUCGAAUAACAAUUUAUGCAAAAUAAAUAACAUGUAUUUAAAGUGUACACUUGAAUGAGUUUUGACAGAUGAAAUCACACGAACGUAAUCAAGAUCCCACACACUUUUAUCACCUUCACAGCCCCUCACCCUUGAGCAAAGAUUGUUCACUUUCACCUCCAUCCCAUUCAAUUACUGCCAUGCUUUCUUCUGUCAUUAUAGAUUAUAUUUUCUAAAAUAUAUAUAUAAAUGGAAUCAUAUGGGAUAGACUCUUUUGCGCCUGGCUUCUCUCACAAAGCAAAAAGAUUGUGAGGUUCAUUCAUGUUGUUUCAUUAUUUAUUUUUAUUGCUGAGUAAUAUUCCAUUGCAUAGACAUAUUUGACGAGGUGUUUAUCUGUUGAUGGACGUUUGGGUGAUUUCACUUGUCAUUGUUAAAAAUAAAGCUUGAUAUAUAUAAA
Molecule: messenger RNA, 5101 nt
Organism: Marmota flaviventris (yellow-bellied marmot)
Lineage: Eukaryota; Metazoa; Chordata; Mammalia; Rodentia; Sciuridae
Gene: Fcrl3
Product: Fc receptor like 3
Biological process (GO): cell surface receptor signaling pathway; immune response
Cellular component (GO): external side of plasma membrane
Molecular function (GO): transmembrane signaling receptor activity
Source: RefSeq, a predicted model, not a curated record